AUGCUACAUAGGGGAUUGUAUUUGGCUGCCGGUCUGUUGCGAUCUUUGGAUUGUGUCCAGGCGCUUGAAUAUCGUGCACAGCAUCUCGUGAAGGGUAGCCAUGAGCGGGGCAAAAAUAGGGUAUUAGCUGUCUAUUUUCCCUCCAAGCAAAAGCUUUCGGAGGAGUCUAGGCGUGAAUUCUUAGGGAUACAUGCAAGAUAUGCAAAAUAA
Messenger RNA from Plasmopara halstedii, 210 nucleotides. Its product is annotated as RxLR-like protein. NCBI's taxonomy places the organism in Eukaryota, Oomycota, Peronosporomycetes, Peronosporales, Peronosporaceae. The transcript is spliced from 2 exons. Bases 1 to 210 code for a protein of 69 amino acids. The record is from RefSeq and is a predicted model, not a curated record.